Messenger RNA from Tilletiopsis washingtonensis, 1477 nucleotides. RefSeq lists its product as hypothetical. The coding region runs from base 194 to 1339 and encodes 381 amino acids. The record is from RefSeq and is a predicted model, not a curated record. NCBI's taxonomy places the organism in Eukaryota, Fungi, Basidiomycota, Exobasidiomycetes, Entylomatales. The transcript has 5 exons.
CUCGCAGACAGCAGAAGCCUCGUUCUCACCGCCACUCAUCUGCCUGGCACGCAGCGCACCCUCGUCAGCUCGCCUGCACCUUCGCUGCGGCCAGCUGCGCGGUGCGGCCGCUGAAGAGCGCGGAACUGUCCGCCAGCGCACACGCCGGGCUCUGGCCGUUCAGACCUUGCAGAGGAGUCAGAUCUUCCACAGCAUGCCCAUCGUACGUCUGCGCGAUGGCGAGGGCGCCCCGUUCCUCGCCUGCUGGCUCGAUGACUUCGGCCAGGACGUAGGUAGGAACUCGCAGCCGCUGCACAGACCUGUCGAGGCCACGACGUCGCACUUGUCAGAAGGCGGCAUCUCGGCCGCACUGAGCAGCGGGUCGCUACGACACCCGCACUCGCACGGCCACGUGCUCGCCUACAUUGGCAGCGAGCACGAUGCGCGCUUCACCCUCAACCUGCGAGGCUCGUAUGGCGCGCUGGAUGGCAGCCGCAUGGGCAUCGCCGUCGAGAUUCGCUGCUCCGGUGGGCUGCGUCCGCUGCGCUUCAACUGCCAGCCCGAGACGCGGCCGCGCGAUGACAGAGAGUGGGGCGAGAAGAUCUUCAUUCGAGACGGCAACUUGCUGGCUCGAGCCUUGCAGCAGACUGCACAGCCGACGAUCGUCGUGCAUGUCGCUUCUCUGCAGGACCAGGAACACAGCCGCUCCGAGCUGGAAAACGUGAUCUUUACGUUCGAGUAUCGCGUGCUUCUCCUCGACCAUGGACUGUCGUCGCUCACGCGAGUCAGCUGUCCCCUUCCCCAGGUCGUGCUGCGUCCUGCCGACGAGGCUGCUGCGGCAUGCGUCUUUCCUCCGCCGCCGCUGGUCACCCGGACUAGUAUAGCCUCGCGCGAGUACUGGCCCUAUGCGGUCGGCGUCGAGGACAACCCGAAGCGCAAAGGCCAGCGCUCCACCAACAGCUCAUCUCGGAAGACGGCGUCUUCCACACGCAAGGAGAACGACGCAUCGGCGAGCGACGCCGACCAGAACCUCACAGCACGCUCGGCCUACGUUGAGCAAGAGGGCUCCACGGCCAGCCUCGAGCCGCUCAAAGUCUCGGCCGUGCGUCUUGCCGAGGAGCGCCAGGCGCGAGCGAGCGCCAGCGGCCUCUCGCUGAGCAUCCGCGGCGCGGCGUCACGCUCUGCAGCUGCGCAGGAAGCGGAGGCGAAGAUCCAGGAAGCUCACGAGGCAGAAGAGCGGGCUUUGCGCCGCCAGGCUCGUCAGCGCCGGUACGAGGAGUGGGAGCGCGAGCGGCGUCACGAGCGCGAGUGUUCUCUCACGCGCGCCGGGCCAGGCCAUCAAGCCGACGCCAAGCCUUAAGGUCAAGGGCAGCUGACGGCGCGACACCUGCGCCGGCACACAACCGAGCAGCUCGACUCGUCGGCUCGUUUGGGAGCCAGAAAGCCAUCGCGCCAGGAUCGUCUGUCUCGCGGCUCAACGUCACCGUGGUCUGUAAAU